GUGGUUUACGAUUGUCGGCGGCCAAUCAUGUCAGUUGUGCCCUGUGACGUGGUUAGAGUGACGAGGAAGACGAGGAAAGAAGAAGAUGACAGCACAACAGAUGGUAUCCAAGGAGACGACGCUAUCAUUUCCCCCCCAACGAAAAAUGAAAACCAAAAACAACAUGAUUAGGCCUACACAAUGGCACCAAACGAUUUCUGCCGUUUAUGUAAAAUAAAUCUGAGAGAAGCUGGACCCAAUGCCUUUAGACAUUCUUCCGACAUAUUUAAAAAAACAACGAGCAUAUCGGAAAGGUUAGCGUUGUUAGGUGUGCUUGUCCUCCCUGAUGUCACACAGUCAGCCAGAUGCUGUCAGCGUUGCUCGUUGGUCCUUACAAGACUUGAAAAAGACUUGCCAAUAUUCAGACAAUGGGAGCAGGACUUCCGAGACAGCGGCACUUCCAAACGGCAACGUGAGUCCACGCCUACAAAGACUCUGAGGGAUUUUAAGAAGACCUGUCCAAAUCCACCGAGUCCACAGGCUAGAUUGUCGGGGGGAACAACCGAGGUGUCCGGUGCCAGCUUGACCGCUCAAACAAUAACACAGGUAACAAUCAAAUAUCCUUCACAAACAGUGACAAGGGUUUGCGAUCCUGAAGAAGAUCCCAUCGUGAAAUUCAUAGCACUGAAGAAAUGGAAAGAGGCUGGCAAGUACAUCAUGAAACACAAACACCUGCAGGAUGAGGUCAAAGAUGGGGUCAAGAGGCUGCUUCUUCAAGAAUGUGACAUGCUGUGCGCACCCAAGAACGAUUUCAUGUUGUGGAAGUGUUCACCGGCCGACCUGAAGUCAUUCUCGUUCCACCAUCUUAUAGAUGACCUCCAUCGCCUUGCCCCCUUUUUGCUUUCAAUUUUCACCUGCAUCAGCAAUGGAAACAACUUUGCAGGCUGCUCUGCUGCAGCCAUUGCUUUAAGAGGCAGAAAGCCCCAAAUGGCAGCGUUCUCAUAUUGGAUAAACACCAUUCUCCAGUAUGGUGGAGCCAAGAAGUCUGUCUUUAAUCGACUCAGCCAGUUAUCCAUUACCACGUGUCACCGAACAGCAACUGUAAAACAACAUCAAUUGGCGCAUGGCUGUGGGGCAGACUUCUUAGAAUUUCAACGUGGCAUGCAAACAGACAAAAACUCUCCAGCUCCCAUAUGUGAGGACAGCCAUGAGACCUGCCCGUCACCAUAUUCCAUUAUUAUGGAUAAUCUGGAUUUUUUCAUCCACACGCGGAACCAAUCCAUCAGCCGCAGCAACCAGAGCAUACACUGGAUAAACCACAUUGCAGUGAAAGACCGGAUAUCUACAGACAUCUCCAACAUCAAACCAACAGUUAACAUUGAGCAAUACAACCUCUGUCUAUCACUGCCAUCGAGGAGCACACAGGUUUUCCUGCGCCGUGAAUUAACUGUCCUUGCCACUAGAAUGCUAGCCAAGCAUAUGCCAGUGUUUGAAAGCUUUCAAGACACCGUUGUGGACUUCGUGAUCAAGGACACGACUGCCUUGUUCCUGGCUGCUGUGAUGGAACAUCUUGGUCUCCAACACGUCACAGACUGCCCAGAGUCCCUCAUACCACAACACAUCAAGGAGGCCUCUCCAGAAGACAGAAGGACCUGGCUGGACUACCUGGUUGUUGAGGUCGUGGACAAAUAUGUCUUGCUCCCUGACAUCGAAGAGGUUGCAGAGGCUGCCAGUAAAGAACUGUCUGCUACAUCCAUUCAGAAGAAUGAAUUCCCAUGUCGGAUGGAGGGUUGCUCGAGAAUGUUCACAUACCCCAAAAGUCGACAAUCCCACGAGCUAAAGAUGCACAACCUGACCAUGCCAACAGAUGCUACGCCAACCAGCCACACAGACAUUGACCACCGGUUUGAACACAGCACUGCCAGACUGGGUUUUGGCUUCAUUCUGCUGGACUUCUUGGAUGCAGUGAAGGAAGGGGACGGCGAAAGACUGAUGCGUCUGUACAGAAUUGCCCUGUUAUUUUACAAGGCAUAUGGACACACCAACUAUGCGUACAGCACAUUUCUACUUACUGUGCAAUUGAAUGCCACCUUCUCUCCACAAGUUGCACACAGUGUAAAGUGGAACAGGUUUUGGAACAACAGAGGAGGCAUGGGCAGGAACAUACCACUCGAUCUGCAUCUGGAACACCUCAAUGGGUUCCUGAAGUCAUUCCUGAAGGGACUGGGACCUAACUUGAACGAGGUGUCAGCUGCAAGGAUCAGCAGAUCCAUUGGUGUGUACAAACAGAUGAUGGAGAACACCGAUUCGGAGCUGGGCAUAUCUAGGCCAAGUGGUUCCCACCACAUUGAUAUGACGAAUGACAUUCUCACCUUGGUGGAGACCAUGCAAGAGACAAACCCCUUCAAAGAAACGCCAGGUCGAGCAUAUGCUGCCUUCCCUGGCUUCCGCAGGCAGAUUUUGACAAAGCUUUGUCACAAAGCACUUUGGAAGUGGAUGAGAGACAAAGUGAAUGAUUGGCGGGGUGCCCCAUUGUAGACAUUGGCAACGUGCCAGCGUUUGUAACUUUGUAACUGAUUUUUUUUUUCCCUGAUGAAAAUUUGAAUUACUGGUCACCUUCUUGCACUGCCAUCUGUUGUCUGUAUACUUGCACCAGCAUUCUAUCACUUGUGUACUUCAAGUUUGCAUAGUCCUUGUAGCAUUGUAGUGUUUUAUUAUUUAUAUCAUUUUAUAAAUGUAUAGUAUUACUGUUACGUUAUGUAUAGAGAGCCCUACAGUAAAAUUCCAUUGACAAUAAAAUGUCUUC
This is a messenger RNA of Engraulis encrasicolus (European anchovy), 2785 nucleotides long. RefSeq lists its product as uncharacterized. The record is from RefSeq and is a predicted model, not a curated record. Bases 181 to 2517 code for a protein of 778 amino acids. The transcript is spliced from 5 exons. Lineage: Eukaryota; Metazoa; Chordata; Actinopteri; Clupeiformes; Engraulidae.